Molecule: messenger RNA, 2700 nt
Organism: Suillus discolor
Lineage: Eukaryota; Fungi; Basidiomycota; Agaricomycetes; Boletales; Suillaceae
Exons: 6
Source: RefSeq, a predicted model, not a curated record
AAUGACUACCUCAGGGAAUGGAAACACAGGACCAAGGAUUACCUGGAUAUGUUCAUGGCAAGGGAGGCUCCUCAUUCAGACAGGGUGUGUUCGUUGUGCGACCGAGAUGGAGCUUAUAGGUGUCACGACUGUUUUUCUGAGCCGAUCUUCUGCAGUGAGUGCUGCCAAACACAGCAUGUCCAACUGCCAUUCCAUAAGAUUAGUCAGUGGAAUGGAGACUUCUUCGAGGAGAGCUCAUUGACGAAAUUGGGCAUGGAGUACCACCUCGGCCAUAGGGGACUCCCAUGCCCGAGGAACACGGGAGGACCUGAAGAGAUCCGUCGGGAGGAAAAGGAUGUAUUUGACAACGAUUCGGUGGAUAUGCCAGCCAUCAAGGAAUUUACUGACGAUGAGGACUCCUCUCCAACUGAUGGUACUUCAGGACACAAGGGAAUGCCCGUCGUCGGGUGCAUCGUGCGGGUAACAGUGGUUGAUAUCAUGGGCAUACAUUAUCUCAUAAUCCGUUUCUGCCAAUGCACCGAUGCUCCCAAUGCGGAGAAACAGUUGUUUCAAAUGGGUUUGUUCCUGGCCUCUUUCACCCAGCCUAGGACCACAUUCACAUUUGCCUUGCUGAACGAUUUUGCGCUUGACAAUGUAGAGUCCGGCACUUCUGCUAUGAACUAUUACAAUAAAUUGCGGCAGAGAACGUCCAGCAUCUUCCCUCACCUAGUACCGGAUAGAUACAGGGAAUUGAUGAGAGUGGCAAGGCAAUGGCGGCAGCUGAAGCUUCUCAGAUGGAAUGGUUUUGCUCACGGAAGAAUGCAUCCCAAACCGGGCGAGCUGGGUCUCUUCUGCCCGACAUGCCCACAACCUGGGAUCAAUGUCAUGCUGCCAACCGAAUACAACAAAAUGAAGCUGAGAUGGCUGUAUGGCUGCUCGUUGGUCAUGGAUGGAAAUUUCAAAGCCGAGCAUCACCACCCGACCAAUCCAGACGAUGAAGUAUGGCUCAUGGACGGCCUUGGGUUCAUGGUCAGUAGGAAAAGGUACAAGGCUCACUUGGCCGUAGCAACGGAUUCAAUGCAAAGGUCUGAGUGCAACAACCACCGGGCAGUGAAUCAGGCCAAUGCAUCUCAGCACAAAUUGGAAGCUACAGGCAUCGGUGGGUGUGCCUGUGCCAGACACGGAUGCUUUGUCCCUCAUUCCAUGGUGGAUUUUCAGAAGGGCGAGAGGCAAAUGAACAUGGACUACGCGCUUUGCAACACUCUCGGUUACAACACUCAAGGAUUGGAAACUGCUUUGACGUUUUACGACGUGAAUUGCCAGUACAACAAAUAUCUAUUGCGUUGGAUCGAGGACAGCCCAUAUUUGGCAAUCCCAUUUGGAAUGGAGGUCAUUCCAGGAAUUGGUCUUUGGCAUGUGCACGGUCACCAGGACCAGUGCUACGUGAGAUACGCUUCGAAUUUUAUCACGGGAGUGGCAAGAAUUGAUGGGGAGAUCAUGGAGACGCUGUGGGCACCUCUCAACAUCAUAUCUCCUUCCUGCCGAGGUAUGUCCACUCCUCAUCGGCAGGAGUGUCUUGACUACCAGAUGAAUGACUGCAAUUUCAUGAAGAUGAUCAGAAUGAGCAUAUUCCUUUGUAGGAAAUACAAAGAAGCCAAGCGAGGUGCUGCCGAGAGCAGCAAAGCCUUCGAAAAAUUGAAUGAGAGCGCGGAUCCCGACACUGUUACAAAAUGGCAAGAGCAAGAAACAGCUGCUAAUGCAUCUCAGGCGGAAGACCCGUCGUCCAUGGAUAUAUAUGAGGUUUGCUUGGAAAAGGUGCCGAGUCGGAAACAAGUGGAGCUCGAUAUCCUGCAAUCUCAAGGGUGUCGACCCGAAGCUCAUCGCAGGCUUGGCGCUGCCACCUGGAUAGCAUCCGGCAUCACCAUUGAGGAGUCCCAGAUAGCUUUGGCCAUAGACAUACGAAAGCUCGGCAGACAUCCUACUGAGACUCAAAAACUGUCUAUCGCCCGUCACAGGGUCGCUUUGCAACACACCAUCGAUGAAUUCAACCUGGCUGCUGAACGAUAUCUUGGUCAAGGUUUUGACGAGGAUGAUGAUGUGCUGGACAUGGAUCUAGCAUUCGUCGACGAUGAUACAGAUGCUCCCGAAGACAAUUGGCAGGAAGUUGGCAUAGAGCCCUUGGAAGAUGGUCCUGCGGCAGUCUUUCGCCCCGAGAUUACCGUCAUUCCUCUUCCAUCAAACAUCGGCUUGGCAUGGUGCGAUGAACUCUCGGUGACAGACCUCGUCGCACAGGAGAUUACCCUGAGAGAAGGACAGGCCAACGAUCUUUUGCACCUACUCCGGGUUCAUCUCGCAGAUAAAGCUGUUCUCUUUUGCACCACAGUUCGUCCAGCUAAAUCGCAGGCCCGGUCAACCAGGGCCUGGGUGCAAGUGCAUUCAGUAGAGCAGGUGAUCAGGCUUAACACCCACAUUUAUACGGAAUGUUGGCAGCAGCUAGUCAAAUUGGAGGCCUUCAGUGUGUUGGAGAAAUAUCGGCUGUUGGACAAGAAAGACUUAAAGACAAGUGCGGCAGUAGCGGACCCAAAUGCCCAGGGGCAGAGAAACUCUACUCUUCCGUGGUUUUGGUCAUUCGAGGUGCAGGCUGAUUCCACCAGCAGCGAUUGGAUGACCGAAUGCAAGUUUUCUAUAUAUGUGAUAUCUUCCUCCUUAAUGUCUCAAUAG